Molecule: messenger RNA, 1287 nt
Organism: Lotus japonicus
Lineage: Eukaryota; Viridiplantae; Streptophyta; Magnoliopsida; Fabales; Fabaceae
Product: interactor of constitutive active ROPs 3-like
Exons: 2
Coding region: 122-1123 (333 amino acids)
Source: RefSeq, a predicted model, not a curated record
AUCAUGGCUAUGAUUCAGCAAGCUACUGCAGUUUCAGCUUCACAGAAGCAUUCAGAAUCAGGGAAAGCUUUUGUCAAUCAUGUGACAAAAUCAGCAGUUUUUGGGGCAGAGGUCUCAGGCAAUGAAUCAUCUACAUUACUUAGUUGGAUCUCAUUCUGUUGUGGGGAACAUGGAAUUCCAACUCAAGGAUUCCACAUGCUCAGAGCCAUCUCAAGGUCAAACAUUGGUCAAUGAGACUUUGGAGCAACUUGACAAUGCAAAAAUAAUAGUGGAGUCUAUAAGAGAUAAUGUUGCCAAAUUUGUUCACGACCACAACUCUACUGCUUUGGAUGCUGCAUUUUGUUUCUUCAGGUAUGAGGUAGCAAGAUUGAGGUCUGUCAUAGAGUCUGCUGAGACUAAGUUUUUGGAAGAACGGAUUCGGAACAUGGUCAAGAUCAAGAAUGUUUAUGAGUCAAUGGAGCUAAUGAAAUCAGAAUCAAGACAGAGAGAGUUUGAGCUACAAGCUGAGCUGAAAACAAAGGAAGCUGAUAUUGAAGAAUUGAAGGCAAACCUGAUGGAUAAGGAAAUCAAGUUGCAGGGUAUUGUGAAGGAGAAUGAGAAAUUGAAUUUGAAUAUGAUGCUUGGAAAAAGCUUAAUUUCACGCAAAAGGGAAUAUGAUCUUGGAAAAGAGUUUAGAAGAUUGGAUGAGUGCGCAGAAAAACUGAAUGGCGAUCACAUGGACAAGCAGGCAACAUUACAAAGUUUAUAUGAAGAGAAUAUAAUGCUGAAGUUUCAAAUAGGGAAGGCCACGAUGAAACUUGAGAUUGUCACGGAGGAGGCAGUGAGGUUGGCUGAGCAGAUGGAAGUGCUACAAGAAGAAAUGUUUGAAACAAAAGAAGAACUGAGAAGGGUGAAGGUGCAAUCUGAUCAAUGGAGGAAGGCUGUGGAAGCUGCCGCUUCCAUGAUUUCUGCAGAGAACAAUGAGAAACUCACUGAGAGGUCUUUGUCUUUGGAUAACAAAUGCAACCCUCCUAGGAAUAGGCCCUCUAAUUUCGCUGAAGAAAAUAAUGAUGAUUUCCAGAGAAAGAAAGAUGGCAACAUGUUGAAGAAGAUUAAAGGGUUAUGGAAAAAAUAUAUAAAGUAGAUACUAUCUUAUUCAUGAUUUGAUUUGAAUUUGUACUCAAGAAGAAUUGUCUUUCUAGAGCUUUUAUGUUUUGAUACUUUCCUUUUUUACUGUGCCAAUGAUGCCUAUUGCCCUGUUUUGACUUUGGGAAACUUUGUUUGGAUGGUUGGUAAUUAGUUGUGUAA